CGGGGCCAAUCCCCUUGGUGGAGGAAGCUCUGCCGAUUCUCAGCUCACUAGGGCGGGGGAGGAAAAGGAGGCCUCCCGGGGGAGGAAAAGGAGGCCCUCGGGGCUGGAGCUCGAAGGUGCGGGUGGUGGAGAAGUCGAGGCCGGUUGGAGGGCGCCUGCCGACAGAACCAGGGAUCGAACUCAGGACCUUACACUUCAGAGGCAGGCGCAAGGCCACUGAGCGAAAUCCCCGGCCCUAGACCUGCUUCUUCAAAGGAGGGGAGCUCUCUUCUCUUUGGUUUGAAACAGACUAGACUGCUCCUCCCUUUGUCUCCGGGAGUCAGUGAUCUGGAACUUUCCCCAGCAAGGAGGAGAGGUUGGGAUGAAAAGUUGAUUGCAAACAAGACCAUAGUUUGAGCCACCAUGGAACAAGCAGUCGGUGAGCCCAUGGGAGACCAGGUCAUGCGGACACGUUUGACAGGGGACAUUGCCAGAUCUAAGAAGUGCACAGUGAUUGGAGGCUCAGGAUUCCUGGGACAGCACAUGGUGGAGCAGCUGCUGGCCAGAGGCUAUACCGUCAAUGUGUUUGAUGUCCGGCAAGGCUUUGACAAUCCCCACGUGCGCUUCUUCCUGGGCGACCUCUGCAGCCAACAGGACCUGUACCCAGCUCUGGAAGGCGUAAGCACUGUUUUCCACUGCGCAUCACCCUCGCCGUCCAGUAACAACAAGGAGCUAUUUUAUAGAGUGAACUUCUUUGGCACCAAGAAUGUCAUUGAAACUUGCAAAAAGGCCGGGGUUCAGAAACUCAUUUUAACCAGCAGUGCCAGUGUCGUCUUUGAGGGCAUCGACAUCAAAAAUGGAACCGAGGACCUCCCUUACGCCUCAAAGCCCAUUGACUACUACACAGAGACUAAGAUCUUACAAGAGAAAACAGUACUGGGUGCCAGCGACCCCGAGCGGAACUUCUUCACCACAGCCAUCCGCCCCCACAGCAUCUUUGGCCCAAGGGACCCCCAGUUGGUCCCCACCCUCGUUGAGGCAGCAAGAAAGGGCAAGAUGAAGUUCAUAAUUGGAGACGGGAAGAACUUGGUAGACUUCACCUUUGUGGAGAACGUGGUCCACGGACAUAUCCUGGCCGCGGAGCACCUUUCCCAAGACGCGGCCCUGAGCGGAAAGGCAUUUCACAUCACCAACGAUGAGCCCAUCCCUUUUUGGAGCUUCCUGUCCCGCAUCCUGAUAGGCCUCAACUAUGAGCCCCCCAAAUACCACCUCCCCUACUGGGUAGUCUACUACCUGGCCCUCCUGCUGUCCCUGCUGGUGACAAUGAUCAGCCCCCUCGUCCAAAUCCAGCCCACUUUCACACCCAUGCGGGUCGCGCUGGCGGGUACAUUCCACUACUACAGCUGUGAGAAAGCCAAGAAGCUGAUGGGCUACCAGCCACUGGUCAGCAUGGAUGAGGCUGUGGAGAAGACCGUGCGGAGCUUCCACCACCUACGGAAGGUCGAGUGAGGCUGCUGGGACCGGGUCAGGGCCAGCUCCCCCUCCCCCUCCCCCUCCCCCUGCCUGGUAACUCUGGCUGUGCACUGACCGAUGAAUAGCCCUCAAAUGAGUUUCUUCUCAGCCUGCAGCUCUUCUUGCGAGUUCAGUGAGAGUGCACCCUGCCCCUCCGUGACCACAGGGGUGACGAGGAGAACAGGCAUUUCUUCCUUCCCAGCUUGACAUUCGGAUUUCUUAGUGUGUAGCUUCAUGUUCUGUUGUUUUCUUUUCUCUCUCUCCCCUCUCUGCUACUGUCUCUCUCUUUCCUCCUCUUCCUCCUCUUCCUCUUCUUCCUCUCUCUCUCUCUCUCUCUCUCUCUCCCUCUCUCCCUCCCUCCCUCCCUCCCUCCCUCCCUCACUGGUUCCUUAUUACAACAACCACCCCACCCCGAAGUUGCCCAUUUCAUUCCCAUGGCCUUGUAUCUAAUGGGAGCUGUAGGAAACAAACAACUCAUUGACAAUAACCUAGAAGACAAGCAAAAGUUGUAAACAUGUGUGAGACUUCAAAUGUACAUUUCACAUCAACAUAGUUUAGAGCAAAAAAAAAAACAAAAAGUAAACAAUUGUAAUUCCCCAGUCCCUGGGGGAAGAAAAGACCCCUGGUUGUUGACCUUCCAUGCUUCCUAAUUCUUUCAAGGACUGUUGCGUUGCCUGCCUGCAUCAGUCUUUUAUAAAACAUUCCCCUUUAUAACCAGAGUCCCAUUGUUUUUAGUGACAAGUGGUGAUCCAGUGCAGUGUUCAGCUGCUCAGCUCUUCUCUGACUCGAGGCAUCAGCUGGUGGACAGCUGGAGAGUCCACGAGAGGGUGUAGAAAGGGCUAUUUCCCUACUGCUUGUGCCUGUGGACUCCUGAAGGCCAACUUCCAAAGGGUCCAGCACAAAUAACUCUUCAGCCUUUUCUAUUUUUCUGGUGAUGUUUUGCUUCCAGAAACCAGUUUCUUCUCAGACUGAAAUGUAAUCUUAAAGAUUCCCAUGGUCUUCUUCACCUUCAUCCAAGGGGAGACUAGAAUAAAUGGAGGUCUACAAGUA
Heterocephalus glaber (naked mole-rat) is the source of this 2541-nucleotide messenger RNA. It is a transcript of the gene Nsdhl, whose product is annotated as NAD(P) dependent 3-beta-hydroxysteroid dehydrogenase NSDHL. Gene Ontology annotation, molecular function: oxidoreductase activity, acting on the CH-OH group of donors, NAD or NADP as acceptor. The record is from RefSeq and is a predicted model, not a curated record. Lineage: Eukaryota; Metazoa; Chordata; Mammalia; Rodentia; Bathyergidae. Gene Ontology annotation, biological process: steroid biosynthetic process.